Messenger RNA from Chaetomium strumarium, 939 nucleotides. Its product is annotated as P-loop containing nucleoside triphosphate hydrolase protein. The record is from RefSeq and is a predicted model, not a curated record. Gene Ontology annotation, molecular function: protein kinase binding; GTPase activity; GTP binding. Gene Ontology annotation, biological process: establishment or maintenance of cell polarity; endocytosis; Cdc42 protein signal transduction. Lineage: Eukaryota; Fungi; Ascomycota; Sordariomycetes; Sordariales; Chaetomiaceae. The transcript has 4 exons. Bases 136 to 720 code for a protein of 194 amino acids.
CCCGUAGUUGAAAAUGGUGCUUGGAACCAUCAAGUGCGUUCUACCCUCCCUCCACCGCCGUCAAGAUUCAGCGAGCACUUCCCAAGUUGCAUUGUCUGGAGUCUGCCAUGCAGCACGCCACCUGGCCGCAGCCUCAUGCGUUGCUGUCUUGGGUGCGUGGUCGUCGGUGACGGUGCGGUCGGCAAGACGUGUCUUCUCAUCAGCUACACGACAAACAAGUUCCCCUCGGAAUAUGUGCCCACGGUUUUCGAUAACUAUGCCGUCACGGUUAUGAUUGGUGACGAGCCCUACACGCUGGGAUUGUUUGAUACCGCUGGACAGGAAGAUUACGACCGCCUGCGUCCGCUCUCGUACCCUCAGACGGAUGUCUUCCUCGUCUGCUUCAGCGUCACGUCUCCCGCCUCGUUCGAAAACGUCCGUGAGAAGUGGUUUCCUGAGGUGCAUCACCACUGCCCCGGCGUGCCGUGCUUGAUUGUCGGCACUCAGGUAGAUCUGCGGGAAGACCAGCAGGUGGUGGCGAAGCUAGCCAAGCAGAAGAUGAAACCGGUACAGAGGGAGGAUGGUGAACGAAUGGCGAGGGAGCUCGGGGCGGUCAAAUACGUCGAGUGUAGUGCUCUGACGCAGUACAAGCUCAAAGAUGUCUUUGAUGAGGCUAUUGUUGCUGCACUUGAACCGCCUCCGCCGAAGAAAACCAAAAGCCACAGAUGCCAGAUUCUCUGAUCAAGGCUCUCCUAGCGCAUGUUGGUAUAGUCGUCUGACCGAUCGCACGGAGCCAUGGGAAGCGGCAUAUCAGGAAGAGCGAAUUUGGACAGCUAUAUAUCCGGUCCUAUUUCGGCCAGCCCGUAGACCGCAGGUUGAGUUGUCCGGAGCGAGCGCACCACGGCUAAACAGCGAUGGCCCAAUGCCCACAAUUGGGGAGGAAUAUGGAUCGGUCGACGU